CCAUCCCUAGUACCUUAGUCUUCUGUAAUAUUCAUAAUUCCAAGCGCUUCAUUUCUUGCACAUAAUUUGCGACGCAUCAACACUACGUGGACUGCCGCGUAAGCCUCAUCAGUCGUAGAAAGUCCCAACGGGCUCACGGGCUGCUACAUCUUGCACACCAUCAUCGAAGCCACUUCCAAGUCCUCCCUCUCAGUCGCCUGCUAUCUAAUAGCAAUCGCUACAACCAUGGGCUUCACAGAAAUCUUUAAGGCCCUCUUCCUCCCCGCCCUCAUCGCAGCAGCGCUCUACAUGCUCCUCGCCUUCCUCAUCGUCCCCCUGAUAAAAAGACAUCGAGAACGUUACUCGCAAUACCUUCCUCUCGACUCGAUUCAGCGACAAACGAAUGGGGUGAGAGAUCGGUUCGGAAAUUUUGUUAUGAGGAUGGUUAUGCCUAGACGACAAGCUGUUGUGGAUGCGGAUGUGGAGGGGCAGAGGAGUGGGAGUGGGGAGGACUUUGCGGCGGAGGAUGGGGAGAGGAUGGUUGGGUUUGAUGUUGAGGGAAGUGGGAGGAGGUAAGAUGAGGGAUGAUGAGGUGGUGGAGUGCUAUGGCUAGGGACUUGAUAUGAUGCUGGGGACAUCGAAGAGGACCUAUUGGCCAUGGUUUUUUGGAAAUGGGAAGUUUCUGCUGCGGCUUCACGAGCACGAGGUGAAGGGAUGAGUUCCUGCUGCUGCUGCUCUACGUAGUCUCCGAGAGCAAUGCGAAUGCCAGACGCGAAAUUACGAAGAGGCCAGCACGAGCGGAGAGCUUUACAACGAGCAUCUAUAUUCCAAGGCGCGUAGGAUAGGACACCAGUCGGACGCGUGAAGUACGCGAUCUGGGAGCGUAGGAUGGAAGGCACAGCCGCGCACCUGCCUCGGACGGCUACAUC
Pseudocercospora fijiensis CIRAD86 is the source of this 908-nucleotide messenger RNA. RefSeq lists its product as uncharacterized. Lineage: Eukaryota; Fungi; Ascomycota; Dothideomycetes; Mycosphaerellales; Mycosphaerellaceae. The record is from RefSeq and is a predicted model, not a curated record. The coding region runs from base 226 to 555 and encodes 109 amino acids. The transcript has 2 exons.